AAUCUUAUUUUUCUUAAGGACACUAGGGUUACUAGGGACAAGGAUAAAAAGAAAGGAAUCAAACAGCUCCAGAAAGUCAAAAAGCCGGCCUUAGUAGUGGCCCUCCAAUCAGCAGGUCUUCCAGUACCAUAUAAAAAUGGACAUUAG
Acaulospora colombiana is the source of this 147-nucleotide messenger RNA. Lineage: Eukaryota; Fungi; Glomeromycota; Glomeromycetes; Diversisporales; Acaulosporaceae. The record is from the annotation of a GenBank genome assembly.